GUAAACUAAACUUGUUAGAAAUCUUCUAACCAUCCAUUAUCGCUGCCAUCGCUGGCUACUGCGAUUGAGCCUACGAAAGACUGGUCUGAGCGAGCGACUCCUCGAGCGCAGACAAUGCGAGACUUUGAUGAUGAGAUCGACGAAAGACCGCACUCAAGCAAUCUUAAGGAUAUACCAGAAGGGACUGGCCCCGAGAAGGUCGGCCGGCAAGUGGGUGAGACAGGCACAUUCAACUUGGCCGUAGAGAACUUCUCCGAUGGAGAAGCCGAACUGAAGACAUUGAAGAUUGCUUUGGCUGAAUGUUGGUCCCUUUGCAAUACUUUAGCCAGUUUAAGCUAUAUUAACCGGCAGCGGUCCAAUAUCGGCGCUGGCAUGCAAGAAGAGGCCUGGAAAUCAUGCUGGCGGCUGUGCCAGGAACUUUACAGCUGCCAGAAUGAAAACUACACCUAUCAAAUCAGCUUUACACUUGAUCUCUGCCGAAACUUUUGUCAAACACUGUUUGACAGUCGAGUUCACGAGAAUGAACUGACAGAUUCGGUUUUUCGCGUCAGCUUCGAACUUAACAAUCAUCUAUAUAACACGCACGAUCGAGAUUUGCCCGACGCCUUUAGGGAGAGGACAUUAGAUUUUUAUAUUACACUGUGUCAUCGUCUCAUGAAGCAAAGAGCCCUAGUGACAGAAAUGGACUCUUUGUUAAGCGCAUGCUGGUCACUAGCGGAGAUGUUGUUCAGCAUACGCCAGAGUAAGAAAGAGGGAGGUCGUUUGAGCGAGGUAUUACUCGGCCAUGCUGUUCAGGCUUGCUGGGAGCUUUGCGAUAUAUUUCGGGAAGGAUGGACGCAACGGAGCCUCCGCGAUUCUGAUCGUGGAACGCCGCGGCCGAGCCAAGCGAUAUUUAAUCAAAUUGAGCAGCAGACCAGCCAACCCAGGCACAGCCUCGGAGGCGAGUUGUCUGAGCCACAUCGACAUCCUGAAACGCCAACAACUAUCUUUGAGGACGCAGCCACCAUUUCUCCCGACGAAGGGCCAAUUCCAAACAUCUUUGUUUUAGGUCGGAGAUCGUCAGCUCACAACUCCUAUGUGAAAUUGUCGUCUCAUUCGUCUAGUAACUCGACACAAACUCACUCUUCUGAACAGACAUCUUCGACCAACACGGUCAUGAUUCCGACUGAUGAUCCAAACUCCUCAAGUCUCAGGAUCUUAGUGACGAAGGCCGCAGUGAAUAGCGGUUACCAACGCAACGGACCACAGAGUCUAUCAUCCUUUGUUAAAUCUCUUUCAUCGGACGCAUUCGGCUCGUUGCCCUGGCAAAUGUCCCUUCUUGAAAAUUACAAAAGAUUCGUUGGAUUUGACCCAGUGUUCCAAAAUGCUGGCCCGCAGGCCCAGGCGAGUGCAGUGGAUAUAUCAAGGGCUGUCCAAGAAACGAUGCAACGUGGAAAGUUACCUUGGCUAUGCGACCUUUAUCGCCUUGUGUUUGGGUAUCAUGUAAAAGAAGCAAUAAACUGGGAGAGGCCAGUGCUUCAAACGUAAUACUUAUCCACCAUCUUACAUUAUCCUGACUAUCUUUCUCCCCUCCCUCUACCUUUGCUAGCAAACAGUAAGUCUGGCUCAGUAGCGAUGUGAUAUGAAAAGAAAAGAGUUUGGGGGUGAGGUAGAGGAGGCGAGUACAGAUAA
Molecule: messenger RNA, 1671 nt
Organism: Aspergillus pseudotamarii
Lineage: Eukaryota; Fungi; Ascomycota; Eurotiomycetes; Eurotiales; Aspergillaceae
Exons: 2
Coding region: 115-1527 (470 amino acids)
Source: RefSeq, a predicted model, not a curated record